AUGUCGAACAAUUCAGAAGUGGUUCAAAUUAGACCACUCGGUCACACCAAACUUUUUGAACCAAUUGCGAUUGGUGCCCACACUUUACCCCAACGUAUUGCAUUUGCUCCGUCAACAAGGCAACGUGGGACUGUCGACUACUACCCUACUGAUUUGCAAUUACCUUACUACAAAGCCAGAGCUCAGUACCCGGGUACGUUGGUCAUUACUGAAGCCACGUACGUUGCACCUGGCGGUGCAGGAAGAGCCAAUGUCCCUGGAAUUUGGAAUGACAAGCAAGCUGCUGGGUGGAAGAAAAUCACUGACGCGAUAAGGCAGGAAAAGUCAUUUUCAAGUAUUCAAUUAUGGCAUUUGGGAAGAACUGCUGAUCCAGAACAGUUGAAACGUGAUGGUCAACCGUUUAUUGCUCCCUCAGCCAUAUAUAUGGAUCAAGAAUCAGAACAACAUGCCAAGAAAGUCGGCAAUGAGUUGAGGGCAGCUACUAAAGAAGAGAUUGAAGACUUGAUCAAUAACGUAUACCCCAAUGGGGCUAGAAAGGCAUUGGAUGCUGGAUUCGACUUUAUCGAAUUACAUUCAGCUCAUGGGUACUUUUUGGAUCAAUUUUUGAACCCAGUGACCAAUCAUCGAACUGAUGAGUACGGUGGUUCGAUUGAAAACCGUGCUCGUUUACUAUUGGCAAUCAUUGACAAAUUGAUCCCUAUUGUUGGUGCCCAAAGAUUAGCAGUUCGAUUAUCACCAUGGGCCACUUUCCAAGUUAGUGAUCCAGAAGGAGCUGAAAUACAUGCUUAUAUUCUCGAUCAAUUGCAAAAACGUGCUGAUGAAGGCAACGAAUUGGCUUACAUUUCCCUUGUUGAACCUAGAGUCUCGGCUUCUUACGAUGUGGCAAUUGAGGAUCAACGCGGUAGAAGUAAUGCUUUUGCUGAUGAGCAUUGGAAGGGUAAAUUCGUUAAAGCAGGCAACUAUACUUAUGAUGCACCCAAGUUUGAAACCAUGUUGCAUGAUUUGGGGAAUGGCCGUACUGUAAUUGCGUUUUCACGAUUUUUUACAUCGAACCCCGACUUGGUUUAUCGAUUGAAAAAUGGGUUACCUUUGCAACAUUAUGAUAGACCUACAUUUUAUACUCAUGACAAUUAUGGAUACAAUACUUGGAAUUCAUAUGAUGGGAGUGAACAGUUUGAUAAGGAGGCUGAGCAAAAGCGAGUUGGUAAAGUUUUAGCAUAG
Messenger RNA from Lodderomyces parapsilosis, 1221 nucleotides. Its product is annotated as alkene reductase. The transcript has a single exon. Lineage: Eukaryota; Fungi; Ascomycota; Pichiomycetes; Serinales; Debaryomycetaceae. Gene Ontology annotation, molecular function: NADPH dehydrogenase activity; FMN binding. Bases 1 to 1221 code for a protein of 406 amino acids. The record is from RefSeq and is a predicted model, not a curated record.